ACGAGUUCGGGUGGAGUGAGGGGACAGACACUGAAUGUUGUGAAUCACAAAAUCAAUCAAUUCUUGAAUAUACCUUAUGCUGAGCCCCCGGUGGGCCCACUCAGGUUCAGUCCACCACAACCACUCCAGACACCUAAACAAGAUAUGAUUGAUGGCACAAAACUCGGUAAUUAUUGCAUUCAAAAUACAAAAAUGUUUGGACCGAUGAGUGAAAUAAAGACGAGUGAAGACUGUUUAGCACUCAAUAUAUGGACACCAAAUGUAGAUAAUAAUAAUGACCCAAAAGAACAGCAGUUAAAACCUGUGAUGUAUUACAUCCACGGGGGGGCACUUAGUAUGGGAUCUAUAUUUCAAGAGCAUUAUAACGGGAGUGUUUUGGCCACCAAUGAUGUGGUCAUUGUUUCCGUUAACUAUAGACUCGGACCCUACUCCCCCGGUGGGCCCACUAGGGGACAGACACUGAAUGUUGUGAAUCACAAAAUCAAUCAAUUCUUGAAUAUACCUUAUGCUGAGCCCCCGGUGGGGCCACUCAGGUUCAGUCCACCACAACCACUCAAAACACCUAAACAAGAUAUGAUUGAUGGCACAAAAAUCGGUAAUUAUUGCAUUCAAAAUACAAAAAUGUUUGGACCGAUGAGUGAAAUAAAGACGAGUGAAGACUGUUUAGCACUCAAUAUAUGGACACCAAAUGUAGACAAUAAUAAUGACCCAAAAGAACAGCAGUUAAAACCUGUGAUGUAUUACAUCCACGGGGGGGCACUCAGUAUGGGAUCUAUAUUUCAAGAGCAUUAUAACGGGAGCGUUUUGGCCACCAAUGAUGUGGUCAUUGUUUCCGUUAACUAUAGACUCGGACCCUUAGGUUUCCUAUACGGUGGCGAUGAUACCAGUCCUGGAAAUGUGGGCUUUUAUGACCAGUUGUUAGGAAUGAAAUGGGUAUUAUUUUUUAUGAAUUUGAAUGGUGGCAGUUGGGCCGUAUCGGCACAUGUAUUGUCUCCCCUAUCAAAGGGUCUGUUUAAGAGGGCUGUUAUGCAAAGCGGAUCCGUUUUGUAUAAUAAGGACAGACCGGCGCNUAAGGAUGAAAUUACUAUAUUUGGUUGCAGUGGUGGCAGUUGGGCCGUAUCGGCACAUGUAUUGUCUCCCCUAUCAAAGGGUCUGUUUAAGAGGGCUGUUAUGCAAAGCGGAUCCGUUUUGUAUAAUAAGGACAGACCGGCGCUCAGUACUGUUGAGGGCCUCCAAAAGGCUAAGAAUUUGGCAAAAAAUCUUAAUUGUGAUGAAUAUGACUACAAAUGGUUGGACUGUUUGCGAGCCAUUGAUAACCCGAACCUUUUCAUAGAAUAUCCAGAAAAUGGAAAUAUGAUUGAAUUCACUCACGCAGUGUUUGGCACUCAAUUUCUACCCGUAUUACCACAAAAAGCAUUUAAUACAGGCCUAUUUAAUUUUGAAAUUGAAUUAAUGGUUGGAGUGACUAAAGAUGAGGGACCACUCUUAGCAGUGAUGCUUUUUCCCGAAAUGAGAGCACCGGGACUAACAGUCGAGACAUUCAAAAAUAUUGUGAACAAAUUGAACGAUGAAUACCGUAAUAUAGAUGUGGAGGAAGUGUCCGAUUAUUAUCUCAAAAGUAUUGACACAACAAAUGAGUCCCAAUUGAAGGGAGCGUUGAGUGCACUCUAUGGGGAUUUGGUGUUCACGUGUGCGACCUAUCACUUCGCCAAACAAUUUGCCAAAAGUGAUACCAUAUGUCACGGCGCAGACAUCCCUUAUGUGUUUGGGUCACCACUUGUUUCCCAAAAGAUGUUCACAGAAACUGAUUAUGAUUUCAGUAUUGAGAUUAUGAAGAUGUUAACUGAUUUUGCCAAAAAUGGUUGUUUCGCCAAAUUCUUAGCCCUUUGGAGGCCCUCAACAGUACUGAGCGCCGGUCUGUCCUUAUUAUACAAAACGGAUCCGCUCUCCAUAAUAGCCCUCUUAAACAGACCCUUUGAUAGGGGAGACAAUAUGUGUGCCGAUACGGCCCAACUGCCGCCACUGCAACCAAAUAUACCCACAUUUCCAGGACUGGUAUCAUCGCCACCGUAUAGGAAACCUAAGGACAUUGAGUUGAUAGCGGGUGUCACCAAAGAUGAGGGACCGAUGUUGGCAGUGAUGCUAAUCCCGGAAAUGAGGGCCCAUUUGACAGUCGAGUCGUUCAAGAAAGCUGUUAAUGGUUUGAACGUUGAAUACCAUAAUAUAGAUGUGGAGGAAGUGUCCGAUUAUUAUCUCAAAAGUAUUGACACAACAAAUGAGUCCCAAUUGAGGGGUGCGUUGAGUGCACUGUACGGCGAUCUAUUGCUCACGUGUUCGACCUAUCAUUUCGCCAAACAAUUUGCCAAAAUGAGUGUAAUAGUGGUGUGCAUUGUUCGGUGUGUUUGCGAUGAGAGUAAUAGUGUUGUCGUGAAUACGAGUUCGGGUGGAGUGAGGGGACAGACACUGAAUGUUGUGAAUCACAAAAUCAAUCAAUUCUUGAAUAUACCUUAUGCUGAGCCCCCGGUGGGCCCACUCAGGUUCAGUCCACCACAACCCCUCAAAACCCCUAAACAGCCUGUGAUGGAAGGCUGGGAAAAGGUGAUGGGUGAAAUUACUACAAGUGAGGACUGUUUGGUACUAAACGUAUGGACACCUAAUGUGGAGAAUAAGAGUCCAUUAAAAGCCGUCAUGUUUUUCAUAUACGGCGGGGGACUGAGUGUGGGCUCAGUAUUUCAAAAGAUGAAUAACGCCAGUGCUUUGGCCACUAAUGAUGUGGUCGUUGUUUCGGUCAACUAUAGGGUCGGACCCUUAGGUUUCCUAUACGGUGGCGAUGAGACCAGUCCUGGAAAUUUGGGAUUAUAUGACCAGUUGUUGGGUCUUAAAUGGGUCCGAGAUAAUAUUCAUUUAUUUGGUGGGGAUAAGGAUGAGAUUACUAUUUUUGGUAUAAGCGCCGGUAGUUGGUCCGUAUCGGCACAUGUAUUGUCGCCGUUAUCUAAGGGACUGUUUAAAAGGGCUGUUAUGGAGAGCGGAUCCGUUUUGUAUAAUAAGGACAGACCGGCUCUCAGUACUGUUGAGGGCCUCCAAAAGGCUAAGGAUUUGGCGAAAAGACUUAAUUGUGAUGAAUAUGACUACAAAUGGUUGGACUGUUUGCGAGCCAUUGAGGACCCAAACCUUUUCAUAGAAGGCAUUGGAUUAACUCAUCUCGUAUUUGGUACUGAAUUUCUACCCGUUUUACCACAAAAAGCAUUUGAAAAUAAUUUAUAUAAUUCUGACAUUGAGUUGAUAGCGGGUGUCACCAAAGAUGAGGGACCGAUGUUGGCAGUGAUGGUAAUCCCGGAAAUGAGGGCCCAUUUGACAGUCGAGUCUUUCAAGAAAGCUGUUAAUCGUUUGAACGUUGAAUACCAUAAUAUCGAUGAGGAGGAAGUGUCCGAUUAUUAUCUCAAAAAUAUUGACACAACAAAUGAGUCCCAAUUGAGGGGUGCAUUGAUCGCACUGUACGGAGAUAUGGUGAUGACGUGCCCCACCUAUCACUUCGCCAAACAAUUUGCCAAA
Molecule: messenger RNA, 3552 nt
Organism: Oppiella nova
Lineage: Eukaryota; Metazoa; Arthropoda; Arachnida; Sarcoptiformes; Oppiidae
Source: the annotation of a GenBank genome assembly